This is a messenger RNA of Dendronephthya gigantea, 5768 nucleotides long. Its product is annotated as nuclear pore complex protein Nup205-like. The transcript has 27 exons. Gene Ontology annotation, molecular function: structural constituent of nuclear pore. The record is from RefSeq and is a predicted model, not a curated record. Lineage: Eukaryota; Metazoa; Cnidaria; Anthozoa; Malacalcyonacea; Nephtheidae. The coding region runs from base 950 to 5311 and encodes 1453 amino acids. Gene Ontology annotation, cellular component: nuclear pore; nuclear pore inner ring. Gene Ontology annotation, biological process: nuclear pore organization.
ACGAUAAUGUCGGUAAGUCCAAACAAGAUGAAGUUUGGUAGAACUACCAAGGGAGCAAUAGUCUCUUUUUUCUUCACUAUUUGAAGGUUUUUCUUCACUAUUUGAAGGUAAACUUAUGUUGUCUUCAUCCCUUAUAAUGCGCGAAGAACAACAUUUCUAUAUACCGGAAAUCGUUCAUACGGGAACAUAAUUAUUAUAGCAUAAUUCAUAUUAAUGGAUAUUAUUUUGCCAUGAUUUUAAAUAACAAGUUUGCAACAUUAGGCAAUGAUUUGUUUCGAGAUAUGCGCAAUAAAGUGCGGAAUGCAAAACUGCAGAAUUACCUUCAGGCGGAAGCAAAAAUAAUGAAGACAGAUAUCAUGAAUUACUUCGUAAAAUGUGUAAACAUUAAGAUUGGGAUAAGGUCUCCCUAAGGUUUCAGGUGUGUUGUCAUUAAAAUUAUCGUACAAAACGAUGCACCGCUUUAUAGACCAGCGUUUAUGCAGGGCCUAUUUCAAAUACAUUACAAGCGGGAUAAAUAUUGACAUAGAAAAGGGUUUUUAGGUGCGGUGUCUUAAAAUUAUUGCAAAAGUAGAUAUACAUACAAGAUCUCUCACUCCAUUAUCUUACAUUGUCAAAAAAACAAAUAAGUGAUUUACCCCAUGAUUUACUUUUGAUCACUAUUGGAUUACUAUACUCAAGGUGACUAUUGAUUUUCCUGCAUUCUGAUUGGUCAAGAUUCACUGUCUCGGAAGUGAUAGUCACUGGUCGGUGAUAGCUUUUUGUUGUUGCUUUUCAAAUAAAAAAUUGGAAGUAAUUAUAAAGUUUUAUGAAAUUGCGUUGAUUAUUAUUUGUAAACCCCUUCGGCUCAGUGAAUAUAGGCUUGUAAUCACCUCCGGCGACUAAUUGUUAAUUAUAUAUCUACCUACAUGCAGUGAAUAGUGUAAAUUGUAGAUUUGUUUUAUGUGUAGGAAUGCAGUCCGGAAAUUACCAAGCCCAGUUUUCACCAAUGAAUAUCACUGCUGAAGAAGAAGUCGGUCUCGAAGCUGUGCUACGACUGACAGCAACUGUGGCACAAAUGGAUGAAGUCGCAAGAAUUGCCAUUUGUGAAAGCCCAGCAUGGUUACCGCUGACAUCAUUGUUUGGUUUGCUUGGUUGUUCGAUUCCUACGUCACUAAAGGGUUGCAUACUUGAGACACUCUCUGCAUUCGCAAAGUCUCCUGAAACUACGGCAUCCAUGUGGCAAUCUUUAGAGACAUCACAGAUACUACAAACUGUUAAGCCCGUUGGACACGCUUUGCAAGAAGGAGGGCUUUUGGCUGAACUUGAGGAGAUUGAAUCACGUGGGGAGGCCUAUCCCGAAACACGCGCAUUUAUAAAACUAUUGGGCAACCUUACCCAGUAUCCAGUACCUGCAAACCUGGGCGCUGGAUACAGAGUGCCUGGGUUUACACCGUAUCUUGAGUUCUUGCGCGAUUCAGUUCUGCUGAAGUUCAAAGCAAGGGCUUACGUAGAUCCCAAUGAGAAGUGGCAAGUAGCAAGUGGAGUUUUGCAGAUAUUUGUCCAACUGCUUGAACAGCAUGAACCCAGCUCCGAUAAUAUGUCUGAAGAUUAUGUAGAGAUCAGUGGAAGGGAACGAGUCACGGUCGCCAAGUCUCCUGGGUAUACUCUGAUGGUACAUAUGCUGAAUGAAACAGCAAUGCUGAAAAUGAUUCUGUCGAUAAUUAAUGAAGCUUCCGAGCUGCUUGACAAAGUUACUGCAUUUCAAGGCAAUAAUGAUGACAUUGAAAUGAGCGCCUUACUUUCUCUCAAGAUGGUCGAAAUAACGAUGGAAAAGCAGCGAGAGUUUACGCGUUGUUUACGACAACAAAACUCGUCGGUGUUGGUGUCCUCGUUGGAUCAAUUGCUGCUUGGCGUGAGUGUGCGUUCUCAUGGCUUUGAUAGUAUCACUCAUAUUUCCAGGUACAUAACCCACACUCAUACCUCGCCAGAACUUACUCUAGUCGCUGUCAAGAUUCUCUUUUUGGUUUGUCAAACCCCGACUGUUCAACCAGAAAUCUACAACAGACUUACAACUAAUAAGGAACGAGCGCAGGAGCUACUGGUGGGUUUUGUUGAUCACCUCGAUACCGCUGAACACGAGGAGACUAGUGGAGAUGGAUCGUAUGAAGACAAAGGAUUUGAUGCAGGGUACGCAAGCAACAGCCAAAUCCGAGCAGCCAUUCGCCAGAAUAUUGUUCGAUUUUUGCUGUAUUGUUUGAAGUUACGCUCCCCGAAUCUCUCACAUUAUUUACUUGGAUUUCACGGACGAAAACCGAUACAGGAAUUGACAUUACAAGAUCCUGGUAUUCUUGGUACACCGCGUACAUGCCUGCAUUCCAUACUCGACAUCCUUAACCAAGGCCUGGACACUCCCCGUGGUCCUGGUGUCAUCCAUGACGCCCCCCGUCUCGCCGAGUUGUGCUUCCAACUCAUCUACGCCUUGUGUCAAAAUAAAGAAACUAGUGAGGCCUCGAUACGAUAUUUACGUACUAGCCAUAACUUUUUUUACUCCCAUCUCGUCCAUUUACCUCCAAAGGAACUCAUACACCCCGCCGAAGAUAAUGAACGUGGUAAUACAUCUUAUAAGCUCAACCAACAGUCUUGGCUUCUCAAAAGUAUCGCCACUGAACUGCGACUGACAGCGCAUACGCGCCAGCGAUCACACGUACAGCGUUUGCUCUCGUCCUUACUGAUGGAGCCUUCCAUAUCGUAUGCACAGCGUUCCGAACUCGUGGUUGACCCACUAGAAGACACAGAGCUGUCGCGAAGCACUAUGGGUAGCAGUGGAAGCCGGAAACUUACAAGAAUUCUUGACUCGAUUAAUUUCAAUCACGAGCUUCCAUCCUCCCUACAAAGCGUUCUAAAUUAUUUUGAACCAACAGCCACCGAAGCCGUGAUUACUUCAUGCAAUGAAAACAAUAGUGAUUUACCAUUCGUUUAUACGAAUUUACGUAAGCUACAUAGGCUCCUCAUGACCGAACUAGAGGCGGUGCAAGUACCGGCCACAGAGGUGCAGAGGCAUCUUUUGGUUCAUGAAGUGAAGAGAAUUAUGAAUUAUUCUCUGGAGCGAAAUCGUUUUCGAGAAGAGCUUUAUUCCAAGCAACACGCGUUUGAGUCGUGGCGACAGUUAGUUGAGGUGAUUUUAGCAAGUUGCCCUCCGGAGUUGUUGAAUCGUGAAAUUAAACAGACGAUUAUUUUUGAUCUCAUGCGAUAUCUGUUAAACAAGAUGUCCGAUGAAAAUUCAGCACCUGAAUUAAUCGCCCCAGUCUCUGGGGUUGUGCUAACAUUGAUGGCUCAUUUACGCCAGUCUACCUUGCCUUCUGGAGAGGAUCUGCCGUCACGUGGCACUGUUGCGUCAGCAUGGCGUGACGAUGAUCAAACAGAGGAACUGGAUCUUCCGACCGAACCUUUACAUGCGAUAUUUCAGAGUCUCAUUCAAGCUUUGUUAAAAACAAGCGGGAAUUACCAACGUGUUAGAGCUAACCUAUACGGGAGCCUGCUGUACUAUCUGCAGAUUGGUCAGCGUAAGAAGGACCGGCGUGAAAGUCUUGAUACGGCACUUCAAAGGAAGAACUAUGAAAUUAUCUCAAGUUUUGGCGAAUCCUUCAUGGAGAUAGUUUGCCGUGACUCUUGUGAUGGUCAUGACGUUACUAGGAUGCUAGCGUGUGCUGUACUCGACUCGAUCGUAGCAAUCGACUGGCGCCAUCGCUGGUUGCAGUUUCUAAAUACAAAGGGCUAUCUACGGCAUCAUAUUGAAAGUCUACUCCAGGAGGAUGAGAACUUACAAAAUGCGUUGCGGCCUAGUCCUGAACCUCUCAAAUCCCUCUAUGUCUACGAAUCAAGAAUGGCUCUAUUGACAAGACUUUCCCAGACACCAGAGGGUGCUAAUGCGUUGCUGAAUGCAGGAGUGAUGUCUCGUCUUUCUGAAUGUCGCUUUAUUGAUCUUCGUCCUAAUGGGUCUGCAGGCAACUUCAACACGCACCGUCACUCCAGUCACUCAUCUGAUCACAUGCCUACGAUGACGUCUUCGGGUGAUACAUUUAUUCCCUCGAUUAUGGAACGAUAUCAGCAGUUAUUGAUCCCCGCUCUGCGCAUGUCUCUAUCGCUUCUAACGUCACUUGGUCAAGAACAUCAUGAAGCUUCAAUGCAGAUCUUACAUUUCAUCGUCGCUCAUUCAGAAGUAUUUUCAGACAUCUUACAAGAGCAAACAGACAGAGUAACUGUGUCUUCGUUACAUGAACUGUACCUGGUCAGUGGUAUAAUAUGCAAGUCAGGUAUCACUGAGGACUCUUUCUCGGAGGAGGAGACUAGGUUGGACGAUAUAAUGAAGUUCAAAGCACCACUAUCCAGAAUACAAAGGCUCAUGUUGGCACUUCUUCCGAAGUAUAGCGUGCGCGAGAAUUGGGAUAAAAUUGUGCGAGAUGUACUUGAUGUUGCAUUGCAGUAUAAUGUCGUUGCUCUUGAAACUUACCAAACAUUGCAGCAGAUAUAUGGCAACUUGAUUACCUACUGUAAAAAUGUUGUCGUUUCAGGAGUUCCUGGUUCAAACCAUUGUCGAGUUAUCUUCGCUCCAAAUUUGACCGACGUGUAUGCCAGAGACAGUUUGUUCAAUAGACCAGUUUCUGUUGGCCUUAAUGCGACGAGCAGUCGACCAAGUCUUGCUAUUAUUGUCCGUAAUCUCAAGGUAUGCAGUGACAAGGUCUUGGACUGUGUCGAAGCGAGCAAACAAGCAAGCAACAGACUAAACAACAUUGAUGAACUCAAUAUGGACGAAUUGAGAGAGUUUGGACUACAAUAUUCAUCCUUAACCGAGCGAAUGUCAACGCAACAAAAACAACAACUGGCUUUCAAAUGUCUUCGAGAUGUUGUCAAAUAUCGCGAUGAUGAACUCGAUAUGUACUUAUAUAUUAUCGAGAACUCAUUAUUCGUUUUAUGUAAACACCUGGAGUAUUACUAUUUGUACUGUAAUCCCUCUGAUCGCGAGAUGUCCACGUUGCACAGUUCAUUGGCAGGGAGGACCAAACCAAGGCGACUUCAAGAUUAUGGUUUGUAUGAUGACGAAUUGUCAAGUGAUCGUGGGCAGUUGCAUAGUAAAUUUCAUACUGGAGUAACAAUAGCUGACAUUGAAAAGCUAAAAACUGAAGCAUCCACUUGUUUGACCGACACCUUUCUAAGAAAACUUCGAGAUAUAGAAAAGGCACACAGCAAAGAGCAUACCCGAGCGGGUUUUGUUGAUGCCUUAACCAGAAAAAUCAAAAGACUUCUCGUACUUCAUGGACCUACGACUAGAUAGAUUCAUUAAAAGUGUUUGUGUUGAAAAUAAGACAACAAAAUACAUGUUAAAUUUGAAUUUCAUGCAUUUAGAAUCAGUUGUUUCCUAUUUAUAGAUUGGAUGUAGUACUAACGAUAGAUGAGAAAAUAUGGUAUUUUUAAGCGCAAUAGAAGUAGAACUGAUCAUAGGAGAUACUAUAUACAAUAAAAUUAUAUUGUGCUUGCAGUUGCAUAAAAAUCGUAAAUUUGGUUGCACAGUCAAAAGAACAUGCACGGACACGAACUAGAUUUAUGUAAGAAUGCUAACUAUUCAGGUAGCAAUGAUGGUCAGUGAAUUUUCACCAAUCAGACCGCAGGAAAAUCAAUAGUCACCUCGAAAUUUAUACUAAUUUUAAUAUGAGCGUAUUUUCGAAUAACUUCAAGGUCUACAAAGCAUUGCCAUACAAAUCUACCAUCCAAAUGCGGAAAGGCGGCGCUAC